Messenger RNA from Ruditapes philippinarum (Manila clam), 379 nucleotides. RefSeq lists its product as uncharacterized. Lineage: Eukaryota; Metazoa; Mollusca; Bivalvia; Venerida; Veneridae. The transcript is spliced from 3 exons. The annotation marks the transcript as partial. The record is from RefSeq and is a predicted model, not a curated record.
UAUCCGGUUUUACAAUCGUCCAGCUACUGAGAGGAAUUUAUUUAGCAAACAUGGAACCCGGGAUGGACAAAACUACUGCAGUUACAGAUGAAGAAAUUAUUGAAGCAAUUAAUGAAUGGCCAGUCACUGACAAUUAUGAAGACAUGUACACAUCUCCAACAAGCAGGGUUCAUAAUCCAGCAUCUGUGUCCAGCUUUUUCUUAAGAAAUGUAGGAAAAGUGAAAAAGGUCACAGAGAAACCUGUUUACGAUGGGGCAGAAGAAGAUAUGGCCAAUGUUGCAAUGGCUAAAUGGUGGAGAAAAACUGGCAAGAACUUGAUAGAUCCAGAUACAGUUCCAAACAGUGAUAAUCCAAAUACUAUCAUUAACUUUAUAUUAGG